Molecule: messenger RNA, 1310 nt
Organism: Marasmius oreades (fairy-ring Marasmius)
Lineage: Eukaryota; Fungi; Basidiomycota; Agaricomycetes; Agaricales; Marasmiaceae
Exons: 5
Coding region: 208-792 (194 amino acids)
Source: RefSeq, a predicted model, not a curated record
UCUUUCUCCUCAAUCUAACGGAUUUCAGAAAUGAACAUCCCCUACUGCUAUGACCACGAUAUGAUCAUCUUCAAUUACCCUAUUGCCACAUUCAUGACGCCCUCAACUACGUUUGUUCCUUCCAAUAACGGUUCAUGGGCUCUAUAAAGCUUUACGCGCUUUUGAAACAUCUCACCUCUCGUUUCAACUGUUAGCUUUGCAUUUACCAUGGCCACCACACUGCUCGACAUUACUACCAUGAUCAAACUCGACCACGAAAACGUUCGUGAUCUAUUUCAAAGAUUCAAAUCAGCGACUUCGAAGGAAGAAAAGCUCCCUAUCGUCAACACGCUCAUUCGCGAGAUGGCGGUCCACAGUGAUGCAGAGGAAGUCAGCCUUUACAACGAAUUCGCAGUUCUCGGGUUGGCUGAAACUGCCGAACAUAAUAAAGAGGAACACUCUGAAGUAAAGAAACUCGUCUAUGAAGCCGAUAAUGCAUCUAUCGACGAUCCCAACUUCGACGACAAAAUGACCAUCGCCGUGACGACUUUCCUUGAGCACUCCGAAGAAGAGGAGAACGAACAGUUGCCUCAGAUGGCCGCUCAAAUCACUAGGGAACAGAGCGAUGCCAUCGCAAGGGAAUUCCUCAAAGCUCGAAUGCUCGUCCCUACUCGUGCUCAUCCUGAUGUUCCUCAGACAGGUGGAAUCGUUCAGCAGGCUAUUGGAGUACACGCUAAAAUUCAUGAUAAGCUUUCCGAGACGCUUGCCGGGAGGAAGUUUGUCGAUGUCAAGUACGCACAUCCUGAGCUCUAGGGUUGAGAGGGCCGGCGUAGGUUGCAAAGAUUUUUUAUCCUGUGGAUCUGUUGGUGUAUCACUGUCCUGCUCUAUCUUUUGGUAUUAGGUUCUUCAGUUUCGUUUUCGUUGCUUUUCUCUUCUCGAUCAUCGUGCAUACUGGCAUGUUGCCGCUGGCAGGGCAAGUCAAAGUCAUCCGAGGUUCCGCCACCUCCGGAUGAGGAUGACCAGGCCUUCCAACGUACGACGACCACCGUGCCCCUCGCCCUGAUCUUUAAUACGGAAGGUACCUAAGGUCGCGUUGCUGAGCGCUGAUCCCUCACCUGUUCCACACUUCUUCCAGCAUGUUCCCCAAAGCAAGAUAUUCAUCUCCCACCUAUCCCAAGUCGCGCGAAGGAUAUUCAGUUAAAUCAAGCACCUCUCUAGAAUAUGAUAUCCUCGAGAGCUACCUCCACAAAUGCAGAUCGGAGAACCCUUUCCGCUCUCUGUGCUGGUGGAUGGCCCGCCACCCGCCACCCGCCCCGCCAUCAUUAUCCUCG